AUGUCUGUCGAGACAGUACCUCGUGAUCUGCGAAAUCUUCGGGCCUGUUUGUUGUGCUCUUUAGUGAAGUCGUUAGAGCAAUUUGAGAUGGAUGGCUGUGAGAAUUGCGACCGAGUCCUGCAUAUGAAGGGCGACACUGACAAGGUUUAUGAAUGCACUAGCACAAAUUUUGAUGGAAUGAUAGCCUCCAUGAUGCCUGAGGACUCCUGGGUUUGCAAGUGGCAGAAAAUCAAUCGUAAAUGCAAAGGAAUUUACGCGAUCUCUAUGUCUGGAUCUCUUCCACCAUCAGUGGUUUCGGAGUUGAAAACGGUCGGAAUCCGGUAUAAACCAGGAAUGCGGGACACUGCAUCUAAAUAA
Molecule: messenger RNA, 357 nt
Organism: Cooperia oncophora
Lineage: Eukaryota; Metazoa; Nematoda; Chromadorea; Rhabditida; Trichostrongylidae
Source: the annotation of a GenBank genome assembly